GGCAGAAAAGAUCCCUUCAGUCUCCGACAAGCUGUGAUGGAAUAUGACAGUUCACAGAAACCAAUAUGGAUUCACAAAGACAUCUGAAACACGGAGCACCUGGUUCAGUGGAUGAAAUUGUGUCUAAACACAUUUUCAACCCUGUGGAGAGGAUCACACUAUCUAUCUUCCUGGUGGCCAUCAUUAUAAUGACUGCACUUGGAAAUUUGCUUGUGAUGGUGGCACUUUGUAAAGACAGACAGCUAAGGAAGAAGAAAACCAACUUCUUCAUUGUAUCACUGGCAUUUGCUGACCUUCUAGUUGCUCUUGUUGUGAUGCCCCUGGCAGCCAUAGAGUUGACCACAGGUCAGUGGAGUUAUGGAGACACGUUCUGCUUGGUCCGCACCUCACUGGAUGUUCUACUAACCACUGCAUCUAUCCUGCACUUGUGCUGCAUUGCACUCGAUAGGUACUAUGCAAUCUGCUGCCAGCCUCUGAUCUACAGUAACAAGAUGACACCAGUGAGAGUGUCACUGAUGUUGAUUGGAUGCUGGGUCAUCCCAUUUUUCAUCUCGUUCCUGCCCAUCAUGCAAAGCUGGAAUACGUUUGGAAUUGAGAAAAUUGUCGAACACAGAAAAUUAAACGUUUCUCAUAAUACAACUUCUUGCGUGUUCAUGGUGAACCAACCCUAUGCCCUGGUCUGUUCUGCUGUGGCCUUCUAUGUGCCUUUGGCCCUGAUGGUUCUUGCGUAUCAGCGAAUCUACAUCACCGCUAUUGGCCAUGCUCGACGAAUCAGCUUGUUGCAUCAGGCAGGUUCGGCCCCCAUGACUUACCCUAACCAAGAUCAACACGUCUCCAGUCGUAUAAAGAACGAAACCAAGGCGGCCAAGAAACUGGCCGUCAUAAUGGGCUGCUUCUGUCUGUGCUGGGCGCCCUUCUUUAUCACAAACGUGGUGGACCCUUUCAUCCAUUACACCGUGCCCACGCAGAUGUGGACAGCUUGGCUCUGGUUGGGCUACAUCAACUCGGGAUUAAACCCGUUCCUCUAUGCUUUUUUGAAUCGGGCUUUUCAGAGAGCCUUCCUCAUGAUUCUGUGCUGUGGGGAUGAGCGCUAUGCCCGGCAGGGAGGCUUUAGUCCGAGCAGAUCGUCUGUCAACGGGAACUCCAUUUCUCUCAGAUUGUCAUUUCUACCGAACCGAAGGUACAGUGACAAUUCCAACCGAAUCCUGUCAAGUGAACUGGAGUCGCAGGAGUCUGUUAUUGCCUCAUAAUUCACAUGCCUACAGAUGCCAUUUGAUGGUUAUGACUGACUAUAUCCAGUAG
Xyrauchen texanus (razorback sucker) is the source of this 1302-nucleotide messenger RNA. RefSeq names its product 5-hydroxytryptamine receptor 4-like. Lineage: Eukaryota; Metazoa; Chordata; Actinopteri; Cypriniformes; Catostomidae. Gene Ontology annotation, molecular function: G protein-coupled serotonin receptor activity. The transcript is spliced from 6 exons. Gene Ontology annotation, cellular component: plasma membrane. Gene Ontology annotation, biological process: adenylate cyclase-activating adrenergic receptor signaling pathway; chemical synaptic transmission; regulation of appetite. The record is from RefSeq and is a predicted model, not a curated record. Bases 66 to 1250 code for a protein of 394 amino acids.